Anoplophora glabripennis (Asian longhorned beetle) is the source of this 1157-nucleotide messenger RNA. RefSeq names its product homeobox protein MSX-3-like (gene Msh). Gene Ontology annotation, biological process: embryonic morphogenesis; regulation of transcription by RNA polymerase II. The record is from RefSeq and is a predicted model, not a curated record. The transcript is spliced from 3 exons. Gene Ontology annotation, molecular function: RNA polymerase II transcription regulatory region sequence-specific DNA binding; DNA-binding transcription factor activity, RNA polymerase II-specific. Gene Ontology annotation, cellular component: nucleus. Bases 118 to 897 code for a protein of 259 amino acids. NCBI's taxonomy places the organism in Eukaryota, Metazoa, Arthropoda, Insecta, Coleoptera, Cerambycidae.
UGUAGCAACACAAAAAAGCUGGAAAGAUACCGGAAGGUGUUUGAAUCGGAUCGUGACCGUCAUCGUUGGCAGUGACAAAAAUUGUGUUUAGAGUUUAGAGACUGUGCAGUUCCUUCGAUGUAUUCUACCAUGGAGGAAACUAAAACAGACAUUAAAUCGAAAAUCAGCUUUAGUGUCGAAUCUCUGUUAUCAUCCACUAAACCCAUCUCUGAAGAUCGUCUCGAAGACCGCUUAGAGGAAGAAAUUGAAGAUAGCAGGUUGGAUACAUCGAGUGAAAGGCUGGACGACGAGGAAGAUGAUGAGAAUAUCACAGUUGAUGAUGAUGAUACUGAUGGAAGGGAAAGUUUGAGCCCCAAUUCGUCGCAUACGGUGGUGAUACCACAACCCCUUCACCCGUCGAUGCCUAGGCUGAUACCUGGAGCACAUCCUCAGUGGCCUUUUCAGUGGGUCGGACCUGGAGGAUUUAGGUCGUCCUCACCACAAACGAAUCUGCCAAACUUGACAAAUGGUGGGCCACCCAUAGUUAGGUGCGCAUUAAGAAAACACAAACCCAAUAGGAAACCUAGGACUCCCUUCACGACACAACAGUUAUUGGCCCUAGAAAAGAAAUUUAGGGACAAACAGUACCUUAGCAUCGCUGAACGUGCAGAGUUUUCAAGCUCCCUUAGGCUCACGGAAACACAGGUCAAAAUAUGGUUCCAGAACCGCAGGGCGAAAGCAAAGCGACUCCAAGAAGCCGAACUGGAAAAACUGAGGCUUUCCGCAAGACCUCUACUACCUCCAAGCUUUGGUCUAUUUCCCGGUGGCGCCCCCCUCAUGUCCCCCUUCCUCGCCGCGAUGGCCCACCGGCCGCCCACUUUUGCGUUCACUGGAUCUAUGCUCAAUAUCCCGCAGUGACUAAUGGGGGGUCGUUGAAAAAAUUAUUCGUACCUAUUUUGAACGGAAGUUUGACAGUUGAAGCGCUUCUGUUCGUAUUUGGGUUUCGUUUCGUGGUGAUAUGGAUUUGGCAAGCCCUCGCCUGUGAGUUUGCGAGGUUAUAGUGCAAUUCGCGAACGCUGGACGUUUGAAAGAUUCUUGUCUCUAUAUAUAAGACUGAUUAGCAAUUUCGUUCUAUAUUAUUUUUCCUUUUGUAAAUGUGUAAUUAUGUCUAUUACUGU